Messenger RNA from Culex pipiens pallens (northern house mosquito), 1673 nucleotides. RefSeq names its product ionotropic receptor 75a-like. Lineage: Eukaryota; Metazoa; Arthropoda; Insecta; Diptera; Culicidae. The transcript is spliced from 5 exons. Bases 1 to 1635 code for a protein of 544 amino acids. The record is from RefSeq and is a predicted model, not a curated record.
AUGUCUGCAAAGCAUUUCCGGUUUGCAGUUAUUGCAGAUUUGAGGUGCAGAAACAGUUAUGAUCUUCUCACCUUAUGCUCAACAAAUUCUUACUUCAAUGGAUCAUAUCGCUGGCUCAUGUUUGCUAAGCAUGAUUUGGAUGAAACAAUGGAUCUUAUGAAAACCCAGAAUAUGAACAUCGAUUCUAGUGUAGCCAUAGUUGUUCCAGCUUCUGAAAAAAGGAAAAUUGAUAUCUACGAGAUAUAUGGUACAAUUCACAAACGAGGAGGUACAAUAUACGUGAUGAAAGUUGCUGAAUACAGCCAAGGUAUUAUAAACUGGACAUGUUCUACAAAAUUGUACAGCAUUCGAAGCGAUUUGGAAAGACUUCGAUUAGUUUCCAUUGUAGCGACACUUGGCACAACCCUUAACGUCACGCUUGAGGAACAUUUGCGAUCAUUGAAACCUGCCAGGAGCUAUGCGUAUGAUCGGUUUACCUAUCAAAUAGUGCAACUAUUGCGCCAACGACUUAACUUCAAAGUUGACUUUAUUAGGACACGUGACUACGCUUUGGAAGCCAUUGGAACAAAUUCAACCAGUGGAAUAAUUGGACAGCUUCAACAAAAUUUAGUGGAUUUCUCAAUAACUCCUAUGGCAGUUACAGCGGAACGAAUAGGCUCAUUUGAUCAAACAGUAGGAAUUUUAGAUGUCAGAAUCAUGACAGUGUUCCGACACCCGAAGGAUUCAGGGGCACGACACAUUUUUUUGAAACCGUUCGAGAAUUUAGUGUGGGUUGGAAUAGGAAUUGUUGUGUUGCUGUCGAUUUUUGUAUUUACAAUGGCAAUUUGCACAAAACGAAGGUGCUCUUUGGACUUUUUGCAGUGUGCAACUGCUGUUGUUGGCGUGAUUUGCCAACAAGGUAGUAUGGAAAAAAUAUCAAUCGGAUUGUCCAGGAUAGCGACAAUUGCAGUGGUUGUAUUCUCUAUUUUGAUUUAUCAAUUCUACUCAUGUUACUUCAUCGGAUAUUUUCUAGUGCUGCCUCCGAAAACUAUUCGAACGUUAGAGCAGUUGAUCACCACCAACAUUAAGGUAUCAGUUGAAGAUCUCUCCUAUAACCGUGAUUUUUUUAAGAAAACAAAAAUUGCAAUCGCCCGCGAGUUGUACGAUAAGAAAAUAUCCACCAAUGAAUUUGGUUUCACGAACGUCAGCAUGGGAAUAGCUAUGGUAAAACAAGGGGGGCAUGCCUUUCAUUGCGAUACGACUUAUGGAUACAGACUUGCGUUAGAAACAUUCACUGAACAGGAAAUUUGUGACCUACAAGAGGUUUAUUUGUACCCGGUGCGUUCUAUUCACAUAAAUUUACCAAAGGGGAGCCCAUUGAAGGAACCGUUUCGAGUGACCCUGAGACGAUUGAAGGAAAUCGGACUGAUGGAAUACUACAUAAAGAAACUGACGACAAAGAGGCCGGCUUGUCUGAAAAAUAAUUCCGGCUCUCUUCAGGUCUAUUUGGCAGAGGUUGUCGAUUUGUACUGGAUUUUGCUGUUUGGAGUUGGCACAAGCUUUGCUUUUUUCGUACUGGAAAUGUUGAGCUGUCGAAUAUGUGCUUACAUUGAAAUGAAGAAAUUUGCUAAGAGUUACAGGGGUUGGAUCAAUUGAGAAUCUUUGACGUUAAAUUUUACGAUUAACAAGUUGGA